This is a messenger RNA of Amoebophrya sp. A25, 246 nucleotides long. Lineage: Eukaryota; Dinophyceae; Syndiniales; Amoebophryaceae. The record is from the annotation of a GenBank genome assembly.
CUCUGAGCUUUUCGUCACGUAUUUGCGACAACAGCUACUGCUUCAUCAAGAUGAAAAUCACGAUGACCAGGUCACUGUCAACAUCGACGGCAUUCUACGCGAGCGUGAUGUGAUUGAAGGCUUCGAGAAUGAGCACGUUUUGUUGCAUGAAAAAGUUCCGUCUGCUGGCGGAGACGUGGAGCACAAGGCCAAAAACGACCGGCUAUUGUAUGAUAGCGACUUUUGUCGCAAGCUGCGGGCAAGGGC